AUGUGCGGGGGCUGCGUGGGCACCGAGUACCCGCCGCGGGGCACCACGUGCCUGGAGGGCGGCUCCUUCCUGCUCAACUUCGCGGGGUGCGCGCGGUGCGGGCGGCGCGACCUGGUGCUGCUGGCGAACCGCGCCGCGGGGCUGCACGGCGCCGAGGAGAUCGUCACCUACGACCACUUGUGCAAGAACUGCCACCACGUCAUCGCGCGCCACGAAUACACCUUCAGUGUCGUCGAUGACUACCAGGAGUACACGAUGCUGUGCCUACUGUGCGGCCGCGCCGAGGACUCUAUCAGCGUCCUGCCCGAUGACCCACGCCAGAUGACGCCGCUGUUCUGCGGUUUCGGAGGGCGCCGUCACCUGGCCGGGGGCUGGGGCCACACCGCGCAGGGCGCCGUGCGCGUGCUACUUGGCCAGUUUGAGGAGGCGCUGGAUGUCGGGCUCCAGCUGUGCCGUGGGCAGCCGCGGGCUGUAGCGCCGGAACGGCUCCCCCUCGGGGCCCACGAGGAAUUUCUCGAAGUUCCAGGAGAUGUCGUCCCGCCGCAGCGGGCUCCACACCACGAAGCGCGGCUCAGCCAUGAGUGGCGCCGGGUCAUCAGCCGGCGUGGGCAGGUGCGCCUUCAGGAGGCGGUGCAGGAGGUGUUCGACGCGUGCGAGGGCACCCAGCGCGCCGCGCAGCUGCUCCUGCAGCGCGACAAGCACUUCCACUACCUGAAGCGGGGCCUGCGGCACCUCACGGAGGCCUACGAGUGCCUAGACGCCAGCCGGCCCUGGCUCUGUUACUGGAUCCUGCACAGCCUGGAGCUGCUUGAGGAGCCGCUGCCUGAGGCCAUGGCCUCCGACGUCUGCCAGUUCCUGAGGCGCUGCCAGAGCCCCCAGGGCGGCUUCGGCGGCGGCCCCGGGCAGCAGCCGCACCUGGCGCCCACCUACGCGGCUGUCAACGCGCUCUGCAUCAUCGGCACCGAGGAGGCCUUCAGCGUCAUCGACAGGCCCCGGCUCCUGCAGUACCUGCGCUCGCUCAAGCAGCCCGAUGGCUCCUUCCUCAUGCACGUGGGUGGCGAGGUGGACGUGCGCAGCGCCUACUGCGCCGCCGCCGUGGCCUCGCUCACCAACGUGGCCAGCGCCGCGCUCUUCGCUGGCACGGCCGAGUGGAUCGCGAGGUGCCAGAACUGGGAGGGCGGCAUCGGCGGCGUGCCGGGCAUGGAGGCGCACGGCGGCUACACGUUCUGUGGCCUGGCGGCGCUCGUCAUCCUGCAGAAGGAGCAGCUGCUGGACCUGCGUGGCCUGCUGCACUGGGUCACCGGCCGCCAGAUGCGCUUCGAGGGCGGCUUCCAGGGCCGCUGCAACAAGCUCGUGGAUGGCUGCUACUCCUUCUGGCAGGCGGGGCUGCUGCCGCUGCUGCACCGCGCGCUACACGCCAGCGGUGACACAGCGCUCAGCACGACGCACUGGAUGUUCGACCAGGCCGCCCUGCAGCGCUACAUCCUGCUGUGCUGCCAGUGCCCGGCGGGGGGGCUGCUCGACAAACCGGGCAAGUCCCGCGACUUCUACCACACGUGCUACUGCCUGAGCGGGCUGGCCAUUGCGCAGCACUUYGGCAGUGGGGAGCUGCACCAUGAGCUGGUGCUGGGUGCCGCCGAGAACCGUCUGCAGGCCACGCACCCUGUGUACAACAUGGCCCCGGAGAAGGUCCUGCGGGCAGCUAUGCACUUCAUGCGUCUGCCCCCGCCCGAGUAGGUCGUGCGGYGCUCAUGGUGCUGCUGAUACCAAAAAGGGCCCCGCUCGCCGCACCGGGCACCCCGCUAACCCCCGGCAGCGGCCAGGAGCCCUAACGGCAUCAAUAAACCUGAACUGACCCCUGCCCUUGGCUGGGCCCUGCGGGGAGGCAGGGGAGGGAGCCCCAGCAGCCAGAGCCCACGGGGGGGCCCCAGGGACCCUGUGACAUGUCCUGUGMCAUGUCCAUGUCCUGCUGCUCCAGGGGUGCCCCCAGCUGCCCCCUGAAAUGUGCAGCAGCAACGGGCAAGGGUGAAACAAGUGGGGGGCUGGCUUUUAGUUGGUUUUGU
Messenger RNA from Nothoprocta perdicaria, 2063 nucleotides. RefSeq names its product protein farnesyltransferase subunit beta-like. The coding region runs from base 1 to 1737 and encodes 578 amino acids. Lineage: Eukaryota; Metazoa; Chordata; Aves; Tinamiformes; Tinamidae. Gene Ontology annotation, biological process: protein farnesylation; positive regulation of DNA-templated transcription; multicellular organism development. Gene Ontology annotation, cellular component: protein farnesyltransferase complex. The transcript has 15 exons. The record is from RefSeq and is a predicted model, not a curated record. Gene Ontology annotation, molecular function: zinc ion binding; protein farnesyltransferase activity.